Arachis ipaensis is the source of this 2465-nucleotide messenger RNA. The record is from RefSeq and is a predicted model, not a curated record. Lineage: Eukaryota; Viridiplantae; Streptophyta; Magnoliopsida; Fabales; Fabaceae.
UUUCUGAGGGUACUUAGUUCUUUAAUUUUGUGGAAGACGGAGGAGAAUUCUUUAUUAGCUUCAUCAAAAUCUGAGAGUUGUUUAAUUUGAUGGGCUGAUCCACAAGGCUGAAAGACCUUUUCUAUACUGCUUUUUUUUCAGUGCAAAGAAGUAACAAAAAUCAAAGAUUAAAAAGAAAUUCUUGAGAAAUCUAUGGCGACAUAUUUUCAUGGUAAUUCGGAAAUUCAAGGUGGUGGUGUUGAUGGCGGCCUUCAAACUCUUGUCCUCAUGAACCCCGGAUACAUACAAUUCUCCGACACGCCGCCGCCUCCGCCACCACACGGCGGAAACCUUAUGCUUCUCAACUCUCUCGCUGCCGCCGGAAACUCCUCCCUCGCUCCUCACGCGCCGCUAUCACAGCAAUUCCUUGGUGUGCCUCUCGCGGCUGAGCACAUGCAGGGCCACCAUGAUGUCUCGGUUGCGCUGCAUGGUUACGCGCCGCGAGGGCACUACAACCUUUGGAACACAAUUGACCCUACUACUGCCGCGCGUGAUGCUACACGCGCCACACAAGGACUCUCUCUAAGCCUUCCAGCUAUGUCGGGGGACGAUGUUCGAGUCUCCGGUGGGUCCCCGUCUUCUGCUUCCGGGGUUACCAACGGUGGAGGCGGUGUUUCGGGAAUUCAGAGUGUGUUAUUGAAUUCAAAGUACUUAAGGGCCACACAAGAGCUUCUAGAAGAGGUUGUGAAUGUUAAUAAUAACAACGAUGUUAAUAAUAAUAAUAAUAAUAAUAAUAUGAAGAAGAAGAGUUUUGAGAAGGCUAAGGUUGGUGUCGGAGAAUCUUCAUCAAACGGUGGUAAUAGUGGUGGAGAUGGUUCGGUUGGUGAAGGAAGUGAGAAGCGUUGUGCUGAGUUAUCAGCCACAGAGAGACAAGAAAUUCAGAUGAAGAAAGCAAAGUUAAUCACCAUGCUUGAUGAGGUGGAGCAAAGAUACAGGCAAUACCAUAAUCAAAUGCAGAUAGUAAUAUCAUCAUUUGAGCAAGCAGCUGGGAUUGGAUCAGCAAGAACAUACACUGCCCUUGCAUUGCAAACAAUCUCAAAGCAAUUUAGGUGCUUGAAGGAUGCCAUAACUGGACAAAUUAAAGCUGCAAAUAAGAGCUUAGGUGAAGAGGACUACUUUGGUGGAGGCAAAAUUGAAGGGUCAAGGCUUAAAUAUGUUGACCAUCAUCUAAGGCAACAGAGAGCUAUACAACAACUGGGAAUGAUGCAUCACAAUGCUUGGAGACCCCAGAGAGGACUCCCGGAGAGAUCGGUUUCCGUUCUACGCGCUUGGCUGUUCGAACAUUUUCUUCAUCCUUAUCCCAAGGAUUCAGACAAACACAUGCUUGCAAAACAAACAGGGCUUACAAGGAGCCAGGUAUCAAAUUGGUUCAUAAAUGCAAGAGUUAGGCUUUGGAAACCAAUGGUGGAGGAAAUGUACUUAGAGGAAAUGAAGGAUCAUGAUAUGAACAAUAGUAACAACAACAAUGUCUCUGAGGACAACAAAUCAAGCAAGAGCAAUGAAGAUCCAAACAAUGCUAAAAAUUCGCCACCUCGAGACAGCAAUUCUGAAUCCGAUACCAAAAAGAGCUUCAAUUCGAAACAAGAAAACAACGUUUCAAUUUCGACACCAACUUCGCAAAUCGGCGGAAAUUCAAGGAACAACAACAAUAAUAAUAGUUCAGGAUUCAGCUUCAUGGGAUCAUCAGAAUUAUUAGAUGGAAUCACACAAGGUAGUAGUCCUAAGAAGCCAAGGAGCAAUGAAAUUGUUCAUCAUAGCCAAAACAAUAAUAAUAAUAAUAAUAACAACAAUGAAUACUCGUUCAUCAAUAAUGUUGGGAACCAAACAAACUUCAUUGGUGGAUUUGGACAAUACCCUAUUGAUGAAAUUGCAAGAUUUGAUGCUGCUGCUGCUGAAAAUUUUACAAGAUUCUCAGGUAAUAAUAAUCAUAGUAACAAUAAUGGUGUAUCACUCACUCUUGGUCUUCCACAUUGUGACACAUUCCAGAACAUUCAACUAGGAAGAAGAUUGGAUCAUAUGAGUGGUGAACAACAUUCAAAUGAGUUUGGUGCAGUUAACAACACUCAAAAUCCUCAUCACUCUUCAGCUGCAUUUCAGAGUAUGCAGAAUUCAAAGAGGUUUGCUGCACAAUUGUUGCCAGAUUAUGUGGCCUAAUUAAUAUAAUAAUUAAAUAACAAUAAUACAUUGUUAUAUUUUUAGUGUAUAGAAACUAAAGAAGGGGAUUUUAUUAGUUACUCUAGCAUAGGUCCUAUACUUUUGCAUAGAACCAUUUUAGUAUAUUCUUAGAUAGGUUUAGGGUAUUUCAGAUUUCAGAUUUUAUUAUAUGAUUGAAGUUGUAUAUUAUUUUUGUAAGUUUUAUAGAUGGGAUUGGUUGUUAUAAAAGUUCUUCAAAGUCAAAGAUCACAAUAUAUACAUUUGAUUGGGGA